UUGUGUAAGGCGGCUGCAUUGAAGUUGUGUAAGGACCGAAACAAGACAGCAUAUAAAACAGAAAUCAAACACCAUUUCCAAGCGUUUGAGUCAAGCUACUGGUUGGAAACUCUGGGAGCGCAAGUAUCCUCUAUAAUCCAGCACAAUCAGCACGACAGGUGGGGAUGAGGAUGUUGUGGGCUUGUCUUCUGGGUUUGGGGCUGUCUGCUCUCUCUCAAGCUCAGCCCAUGUUCUCCGUCAACACGGAUACAGUUCUGCCUCCUGAUCCUCUUCACAACCCCACCCAGCUGAAUUAUGGGAUGGCGGUGACAGAUGUAGAUGGAGAUGGGGAUCUGGAGGUGGUGGUGGCCGGGUAUAACGGCCCAAACCUGGUUCUGAAGUAUGACCGUACCCAGAACAAACUAGUGAACAUUGCGGUGGACGAUGGCGGUUCUCCUUACUACGCCCUGAGAGACCCGCAGGGAAACGCCAUCGGAGUGACGGCCUGCGAUGUGGACGGAGACGGCAGAGAGGAGAUCUACUUCCUCAACACCAACAACGCCUUCUCAGGUCAGGCGACUUACGCAGACAAACUUUUCAAAUUCCGUAACGGUCGUUUCGAGGAUCUACUCGGCGAUGACAUCAACGUGCGGAGAGGAGUGGCCAAUCGUAUGGCGGGACGCUCCGUAGCUUGUGUUGACAGAAAGGGAACAGGUCGAUAUUCAAUUUACGUGGCGAACUACGCCAGCGGUAACGUUGGGCCGCACGCGCUCAUAGAGAUGGAUGAAGCCGCCAGUGAUGUCGAGAAAGGCGUCAUCGCUCUGUCUGAUGUCGCGCCACAAGCCAACGUCAAUAAGUACACAGGUGGCCGUGGUGUAGUUGUCGGUCCAAUCCUCAGCGACACAAGAUCUGACAUUUUCUGUGACAAUGAAAAUGGACCCAACUUCCUGUUCCAGAACAAGGGUGAUGGAACCUUCAAAGACGUGGCGGCCGUGGCAGGAGUUGAAGACAGAUAUCAGCAUGGCCGAGGUGUGGCGCUGGCCGACUUUAACGGUGACGGAAAGACGGAUAUAGUUUAUGGCAACUGGAACGGUCCACACCGCCUGUACCUGCAGGAUAGCCAGCAGAGAUUCAAGGACGUCGCCACACGGGCCUUCGCCACUCCGUCACCCAUUCGCACCGUCAUCGCUGCCGACUUUGACAACGAUCUUCAGCUUGAAGUCUUCUUUAAUAACAUCGCUUACCGAGGAGACGCCCCCAACAGAAUCUUCAGGGUGUCGAGGAAGCAGAAUUCUGACCCUGACAUCACCGAGCUGGAUGUGGGCGACGCCUCUGAGCCUCAGGGGCGGGGCACAGGUGCCACAGUCACAGACUUUGAUGGUGACGGUCUGCUGGAUCUGUUGGUGGCUCACGGUGAGAGCGCCUCACAGCCCAUCUCUGUGUUCAAGGUCAACCAGGGCUCCACUAAUAAGUGGCUGCGUGUGGUGCCUCGCACACGUUUUGGGGCGUUCGCUCGUGGAGCGAAGGUGGUGAUGUUCACAAAACACAGCGGCGCACACACUCGCAUCAUCGACGGAGGGUCGGGGUAUCUGUGCGAGAUGGAGCCUGUGGCUCACUUUGGUUUAGGAACCGAUGAUGCCACCAGCAUUGAAGUCUAUUGGCCGGAUGGUCGCUCCAUUGCUCGGCCGCUCGAGUCUGCUGAUAUGAACAGAGUCAUUGAGAUCGCAUAUCCUAAUGUAGGGGAGGAGUCAGCCCUCACAUCUGACGCACAGGUACGGAUGCAUGCAAAUGAGGAGGUCAGGAGGUCAAUGCACAGCUUACACAGUCAGUGUGGAGAGGGAUUCACAGUGAACACAAACGGCCGCUGUGUUGUGACAGCCUGAGUAUUUCAACUGGACAUUAUGUGUAUCAUCAUCAUCAUCAUUAAAUCAGUGCUGUCAGAUGUCUGAUGUCUGAUGUUUCUGAUACUGAACCCCUUCACUUAUUCAACCACAGACGCACAAUCUUCUACUGAUACUUGUGCUGUUACUCCAUUUACAAUUCUACUGAAAAACUAUAUAUGCAAAUAACAUUUCUAAGCUAACUAAAUCUGAAAAUGUUUACAUCGAACUCCAAACGUUCCUUUUGUUUUCAGUUUUUUGUUUUACUUAACAUUGGAAUAGUGUGCAAUAAAAAUAAAGCGAUUGUGAGCA
Molecule: messenger RNA, 2171 nt
Organism: Megalobrama amblycephala (Wuchang bream)
Lineage: Eukaryota; Metazoa; Chordata; Actinopteri; Cypriniformes; Xenocyprididae
Gene: crtac1a
Product: cartilage acidic protein 1a
Exons: 14
Coding region: 165-1862 (565 amino acids)
Biological process (GO): axonal fasciculation
Source: RefSeq, a predicted model, not a curated record